AUGUCCCAGCCAGAAGCGGCCCCGCUGGCGACCAACGGCUCGGGGGCCGGGGAGGUGGCCGGGGCUCAGCUGCGCUGGGCUGCUCUGCUCAUCAUCAUGGUCAUCAUCGCCACCAUCGGGGGCAACAUCCUGGUCAUCUUGGCCGUGUCGCUGGAGAGGAAGCUGCAGAACGCCACCAACUACUUCCUGAUGUCCCUGGCAGUGGCCGACCUGCUGGUGGGACUCCUGGUGAUGCCCAUCGCCCUCAUCACUGUGCUCUACAGUAAGUCACCCCAACAUGACUGCCCGCUUGCCGUGCCAUGAGAAAGGACCCCAUCACUGGCACAUUCACUUAAAACUCAAGACACUGCUUAUACUAAAAUCUACUGGUCCUACAAGUGUGAACAGUUCAUAGAACUGUGACCCGAUAAUUGCCUCAACAUCAACUAAAUUUAGAAUUAUUCCUUUUCAGCCCCAAUACGGCAACAUAUCGCUGAUUCAAGCGAAAAGGCUGGCCUAGUACUUGUGCUUAGCUUGGCUCCGAUAAAUUAGGUCUAAAUUGCACUUGGUCACCCCAGUCCCCAUGGAGCUGCCAUUAUAAAGCUGCUGUCAGUUGAGAGCCCCGGGAAACACCUGAGCGCAACGGUUCAGUAAAUGUGCAUUGCAAAGCAGAAAGCCAUUACAGAAUUGCGUUCAUCAUUUGUUAACAGAACAGAGCACAAAAUAGGCAUGCAUAUUUACGAUAAUUCAAGAGCUGCAGAGUUUAAAAUAGGACGCCAAUAGAGAUGCUGCUGAAUCUCCGCCAGCUAUAAACAAAUUAUAGCAGAUGACAAAAACACAAGAUAGUGGACAAUAAACAAACUACUUCCUUUGGCUGUGUAAUCACGGCCGAAGCACAGCCCUAUCAGAUACCAAUGAUCAUGAUGACCCAAUUUCUGCACGACUUUCACAGAUAACUUUCCAAAUCGCAAACCAACCUCUCCCUCGGCUCACACACUCAUUCACUUCGGCCGCGAGGGGAAAAAUUAAAGAUACAAGCGCAAACUGAAAACAUUCGGAUUCGAUUCCACUAAGUGAUGUAGCUAGCUGUACAACUACAGCUGUGCUUCAAAAUGCAGAAUUAAACACCUGCCUCUGUGCUCUUCUGACACAGAACUUAAGCAGGGCCAUUACUCCUCAUUAAAUCUAUUGGAGAAAAUGGCCCUGCGACACACACACACCAACCACCCCACCUUGUCCAUGCGUGGCAGGAAUCUGAUCUCAAGUCAUGCUUUCAGAAAACAAGCACUUUCUUUGCAUAAGAACCAUAUGUGCCGUGCAAACAGCGAGGCAUGAGGCAAACUGCUAAGGGGGGGAAGCUGCUCCAUCGCAUCUUAAUGCAGUCCAUCGGGGCAAGACGCAUGGAAAGGAGGGGAUAAACAAAGUCAAGGCCAUGUCCUCAUGCUUAUCAUGUCAAUCAAUCCCUGUGUCUUUAAGAGCGUCUUCGUUCUAAAUCUGGAGAACAUGAGUAGAUGGAUUGUCUUAAGUGACCAUAGUUGACAGAAAGGGCCAAGACCGCAGUGUAAACAGCUAGUGGCUUUUGAAGAGAAGUAGCCUUUGUUCAGAGGAUGGAGAGGGGCUGUGUGUGAGUAUGUGUAUGCACGUGUAAGUGCACACAGAGCUCGUCUGAAUGUGUGAAUGUACAGAAUGGAUGCAAGGUCCGACCGUUCAGGGGCAGCUGUCAUUUCUCUCCUGGCUGGAGACAAGAGCACACAGCGGGGGUGGGGGUCAGGGGGACAUAAACAGAGUUUAGUGCUUCACGCCAAGCCUUUAGAGCCUCUCGACAUGGUGGGCCAGUUAAGGCCUGUGUACAUCCAGGCCGGCGGCGCUAAGAACAGUGGGUGUAGGCAAACGGCGAGAGAGGGGAUCAGUGCUCACAUCCAAAUCCUACCAGACAUUUACCAGAAGACAGAGACAACAUGUUAUAGCUACUUGUUAUAUAACCGCAGUAUCGUCACCACUAAUAUAUCACUGCCAUUAAACCCAAGACUCUCUAAAUUCCAAAUAAACCACAACUACAUAGAGACAACUACAUAGCAUAGAGAAAGUGCCAGCAAUUCUUGGUUUUUGAACAUUUCUCCACUUUCUUCUGUGUCUGCCUGGAUAAAUAUCUCCUCUCUGUCCCAAGCCCUGGCUGUGGGUGAAGUGCCAGACUAAUCACAAUUAGCCUAGCUAUUGCCUCAAACAUCCAAUAUUAAUGAGUUGGUGAACCCAAUCAUAGUUAAACCUUCCUCCAAAAUGAAACCUUUUACUGAUAAAGAGGGCAGGGCUAGUGUCAAUUGAUGUCUAUAACAGCUGUAAGAAGUCCUGAGGGUCUUUUCCACAUCUGCCUAGCAGAUGAAUUUAAGGCUUACAGUCAACACCUUGAAAAAUUAAAUGGUUCCACUGUUUAAAAGGUGCACUGACUAUACUACAGUGUAAACCUAAAUAUACAGCUGAAUAAGCCUCGGGUGACCAUAGACACCCAUUAAGAAAAGCUAUUUGAAGGACUCGGCAGGGAGGCGCCUACCAUAGUGCCAUGUUUGCGAGGUAGUGCCACGAGAAGUGUUUAUAUUGAGGACAGAGAUAAAUGUUUACUUAAAUAUAUUUGGGCCUUGGGACAACUGGGGCACAAGACCUGACAGUCCAGAAACUAUGUUAAUUUCUCUACCACCAGAGUGAAAAGUAGAGUGACGAUUAAGAUUUCACGAAAUAGCCCACCAGCCCAUAAGUGUCACUAUGGUCGACAUUCCUCUGAACCAAGGGAAUGACAGAACAUUCUUACCCUUCUUCACUAAUGAGCUCAAUACUGUCUGUUUCAGGGAGAGGUCACGCUUUUAGAAGGCAUGCCUCGGUCCCAGACUCACCCAGUCUACCCACAAACAACAGGUAGGCUUAGAUCUACAUUUCCCACUCAACCAGAGCUGUCUUUUAACCUAGACUUAACCAGAAUUCGUUUGGAGAACCCUCAAUCAAAACAUGCCAGAUUUAAAAUGUGAACAACCUACAGACUAGCAAAUUAGCACUCCGGAGGAGAGCUUAAAACAAGAACAAUACAAUUUAUGAACGAAUGCUGCCUUGAAGGACCUCAGUGCAAACAAAAAAAUCUGGAAGUUCUUACAGCCUUCAAAAUACUACAAUUAUUUACUUUCAUCUGUGGGACAUCCAUUGUCAAACAAAGUAUCUAGCAAAGACUACAUGACCAAAAGUAUGUGGACACCUGCUCGUCGAACAUCUCAUUCCAAAAUCAUAUAAUAAUAUAUAAUAUGGAGUUGGUCCCCCCUUUGCUGCUAUAACAGCCUCCACUCUUCUGGGAAGGCUUUCCACUAGAUGUUGGAACAUUGCUGCGGGGGCUUGCUUCCAUUCAGCCACUAGAGCAUUAGUGAGGUAGGGCACUGAUGUUGGGCAAUUUGGCCUGGCUCGCAGUCAGCGUUCAAAUUCAUCCUGAGGGUGUUCAAUGGGGUGGAGGUCAGGGCUCUGUGCAGGCAAGUCAAGUUCUUCCACACCGAUCUCGACAAACCAUUUCUUUAUGGACAUCGCUUUGUGCACGGGGGCAUUGUCAUGCUGAAACAGGAAAGGGCCUUCCCCAAGCUGUUGCCACAAAGCUGGAAGCAAAGCAUUGUCUAGAAUGUCAUUGUAUGCUGUAGCUUUAAGAUUUCCCUUCACUGGAACUAAGGGGCCUAGUCUGAACCAUGAAAAACAGCACCAGACCAUUAUUCCUCCUCCACCAAAAUUUACAGUUGGCACUAUGCAUUGGGGCAGGUAGCGUUCUCCUGGCAUCCGCCAAACCCAGGUUCGUCCGUCGGACUGCCAGAUGGUGAAGCGUGAUUGUUCACUCUAGAGAACACGUUUCCACUGCUCCAGAGUCCAAUGGCGGCGAGCUUUACGCCACUCCAGCCGACGCUUGACAUUGCGCAUGGUGAUCUUAGGCUUGUGUGCGGCUGCUCGGCCAUGGAAACCCAUUUCAUGAAGCUCCCGACUAACAGUUCUUGUGCUGACAUUGCUUACAGAGGCAGUUUGGAACUCAGUAGUGAGUGUUGCAACCGAGGACAGACUAUUUUCAUGCGCUCCGCGCUUCAGCACUCGGCGGUCCCGUUCUGUGAGCUUGUGUGGCCUACCACUUCGCGGUUGACCCGUUGUUGCUCCUAGACGUUUCCUCUUCACAAUAACAGCACUUACAGUUGAACGGGGCAGCUCUAGCGGUGCAGAAAUUUGACAAACUGACUUGUUGGAAAGGUGGCAUCCUACUACGGAGCCACGUUGACAGUCACUGAGCUCUUCAAUAAGGCCAUUCUACUGCCAAUGUUUGGCUACGGAGAUUGUAUGGCUGUGUGCUCGAUUUUAUACACCUGUCAGCAACGGGUGUGGCUGAAAUAGUCAAUUCCACUAAUUUGAAGGGGUGUCCAGAAAGACCAUGAAACAAUUGUGAUGGCCAGAUCAGAGUUUAAGAUUUAGGAUGAGUUUACAGAUGCACUGAAAAAAAAAAGGAUUCCCAUAUAAAGUAUGGAGCCCCUUAAGAACUGUGUGCAUGUCUUGUGUAAUCAGAGAGCCUGACAGACAUCAAUGGCGCAGGACAGAGUGUUUAUACCCUGGUAUUUGCUGGAACGGGGACAUUUUCUAAAGUAAGCAAUAAUAAUAAUUAUCGUAAUUACAAUAAUAAUACUCAAAGACAGCCCUUUAAUAAGACAGCAUUUUCAGCUUUGUUUUUGUUUGAGUCCAAACUGGCUUUCUCCCACUUUGGAAUGGUGACCUCACCCUACACUAGAGGUUUGUAGCUCUGUUUUCAAAGUAUUCGCUCUCUCACAGAGUAGCCGGUCCACUACAAAUGGCUUCAUACGUUUGACUUAGAAAUGUGGCCACCUUGGCAAAACAUAUACUGAACAAAAAUAUAAACGCAACAUGUAAAGUGUUGGUUCCAUGUUUCAUGAGCUGAAAUAAAAGAUCCCAGAAAUGUUCCAUACGCACAAAAUGCUCAUUUCUCCUUUGCCAAAAUAAUCCAUCCACCUGUGGCAUAUCAAUAAGCUGAUUAAACAGCAUGAUCAUUACACAGGUGCACAAUAAAAUACCACUAAAAUGUGAAGUUUUGUCACAAAAGAAUGCCACAGAUGUCUCAAGAUUUGGGGGAGCGUGCAAUUGGCAUGCUGGCUGCAGGAAUGUCCACCAAAGCUGUUGCCAGAGAAUGUAAUCUUAAUUUCUCUACCAUAAGCCAACUCAGUUGUUUUAGAGACUUUGGAAGUUUGUCCAACCGGCCUCACAACCGCAGACCACGUGAAACCACGUCAGCCCCUCCACAUCCAGCUUCUUCACCUGCAGGAUCGUCUGAGACCAGCCACCUGGACAGCUGAUAAAGCUGUGUGUUUGCACAACCAAAGAAUUUCAGCACAAACUGUCAGAAACCAUCCCAGAGACAAGAUCCUGAGGCCCAUUGUCGUGCCAUUCAUCUGCCGCCAUCACAUUCAGCAUGAUAAUGCACAAAAUUGCACACUCCUUUGUAAAUUGUCACGAUUGAAACCAGCUGCAUUCUAUGAGAACAUGUCGCAAGGAUCUGUCCACAAUUCCUGGAAGCUGAAAAUAUCCCAAUUUUUCCAUGGACUGCAUACUCAGACAUAUCACCCAUUGAGCACGUUUGGGAUGCUCUGGAUCGACGUGUACAACAGCAUGUUCCAGUUCCAGCCAAAAAUCCAGCAAUUUCGCACAGCCAUUGAAGAGGAGUGGGACAACAUUACACAGGCCACAAUCAACAGCCUGAUCAACUCUAUGCGAAGGAAAUGUGUCGUGCUGCAUGAGGCAAAUGGUGGUCACACCAGAUACUGACUGGUUUUCUGAUCCACGCCCCUACCUUUUUUUUAAGGUAUCUGUGACCAACAGAUGCAUCUGUAUUUCCAGUCAUGUGAAAUCCAUAAAUUAGGGCCUAAUGAAUUUAUUUCAAUUGACUGAUUUCCUUAUAUGAACCGUAACUCAAUAAAAUCUUUGAAUUUGUUGCAUGCUGCGUUUAUAUUUUUGUUCAGUGUACAUCUUCAGAAACUUUACCAGCAGACAUUUAUAAACUCUGAUCUAAGCACUUAAUAUCACCACAUGCACAGAAUAUGUUGAGAGUAUGAGCUUAUUCCCAUAGAGAGAAAAAAAGUAUCUUUGUCCAUGUUAAGUAGACACAGAUGACAGCAAUUAAAGGGCUCACAAAAAUAUACUCUUAGAAAGUACCUAUCGAAGUUUAUUUAAAUAUCACACAGAAAAUAUUUCUAAAUUAAAAAAUAAGGAGAAAAGGCAAAUGGUGCAUCCAGCUGAACAAAGCACCUGAAAUGGUGUGCAGUGGAACCCAAUAAAGAGGGUAAGGGGUGUCCAUUACAGUCCUAGGGCGCAUGUAAAACAUGAAGGGAGGACACUAAAAUAGUGUUCAAGAACCAUUUAUUCAAAAGUGCAUUACUUUUAUAAUUGUAUAUGAAUAUACAAUAUUAGUAGUAAAACUUUUAUACAAAAAUUAAUGUGAUAUAUUCACUAAUGCUCGAGUUAUGAAGCACAAGCAAUCAGCUAAAGGGUUAACACUAAAGAAAUCAUUCAAAAACCUUUCCAACAACAGGAUCUUUUACAAUGCUGAUGUGCAAUGGGACAUAACCCAGCCCAAUUACUCACCAAUUUCACAUUGGAGACCCAAAAUAAACAGUUCUGGAGAGAAGGGUGCUUGAACACAUCUACAUCAAGAGCAUAGAGCUUUCAGCUCCAUACACAGUCAUAAGAGCUGCAGUAAAUUCAUUCUUUACUAAAAUAAACAAACAGAAUUCACUACAUCAGAGCUGGUUUUAAUCCACUAUUGAAGCACAUCUCCCCAUUGCUGGUGGGGUCAACAACACAAGCUCUAUUUAUAAUACAAUAGGUGUGCUGAGGCCAUUAGAGCACAUCAGAAAUUAUACUGAACAAAAAUAAAUGCAAACAUUUCAAAGAUUUUACUGAGUUACAGUUCAUAUACGGAAAUCAGUCAAUUGAAAUAAAUAAAUUAGGCCCUAAUCUAUGGAUUUCACAUGACUGGGCAGGGGUGCAGCCAUGCCCUCCAAGGCCCACCCACUUGGCAGCCAGCCAAUUAAAAUGUGUUUUACCCCCACAAAGAAAAAGGGCUUUAUUACAAACAGAAAUACUCCUCAGCACCCCCUCCUCCCCCUAAAACGACAUUGAAGGCAGCUUAUGGUAGAGAAAUGAACAUUAAAUCAUCUGGCAACAGCUCUGGUGGACAUUCCUGUAGUAAUCAUGCCAAUUGCUCACUCCCUCAAAACUUGAGACAUCUGUGGCAUUGUGUUGUGUGACAAAACUGCACAUUUUAGAGUGGCCUUUUAUUGUCCCCAGCACAAGGUGCACCUGUGUAAUGAUCAUGCUGUUUAAUCAGCUUCUUGAUAUGCCACACCUGUCAGGUGGAUGGAUUAUCUUGGCAAAAGAUAAAUGCUCACUAACAGGGACGUAAACUAAUUUGUAAACAAAAUUUGAGAGAAAUAAGCUUUUUGUGCGCAUGGAACAUUUUUGGGAUGUUUUAUUUUAGCUCAUGAAACAUGGGAUGAACACUUUACAUGUUGCGUUUAUAUUUUUGUUCAGUGUAGUCCUGUUUUCAAAUGGGAAUAAUCCAAAUAGAUAGCAAUUCAAUUCAGAUUGUUAAAACAAAAUCAUGACUUACAGUCACUGAAAUCUAAAUUAAAUAAGGCUUAUCUGAAGUAAGGUGAACACAUUUAAAAGAUUUAGCACCACAGUAAUCAAGUUUGAGAACUGUAUUGUUUUAAUCUCAAAUGGUUCUGUAUUGGCCUAUGAGAGCAGUUAACAAUCCAAUGCUUUCCAUCUUUUUUCUGUUUCUCAGAUUCCGGGUGGCCUCUUCCGGAAUUCCUCUGCCCAAUCUGGCUCUUCCUGGACGUCCUGUUCUCUACAGCGUCCAUCAUGCACCUAUGUGCCAUCUCACUGGACCGCUACAUAGCCAUCAAGAAGCCCAUUCAGCACAGCCAGUAUAAGUCUAGGUCCAAAGCCAUGGCCAAGAUAGCAGUGGUGUGGCUCAUAUCCAUUGGUAAGCUGCUCUGUUUUUUUUGUCCUGUGUUGACUGUUGAUUUCUGCAAUGUUUCUACAGUGACAGUUUGAUUGAGGUACUUUAGUCUACAUCAUUGCAGUUCAAUUCCUUAGCAUCUGUGGCAAGCCUGGUUGAUGGUCAGAAAAGAAAGCCGGAUGCAAUAAAAACAGAAGCUAUAUAAAGUUUCACAUACAGUGGGGUGAAGUUUCUAGGGAGGGAAUUCAACACAGUAACAGAGUAUCAGAGUGAUAGCAGUCAAGGUGACCUGUGGGAAAACCCAGUAAACGAUCCUGAAAGACUUGCACAAAAGAAGCAUAAAAUGAAAAGGGGGGUUAAAGGAUUUUGAGAGUAUUCCUCCAGGAAGGAAAUUCAUUUUACAUCACCACUAGGGCUGUGACGGUCAUGACAUUUUGGAUGACGGUAAUUGUCCUGCCAAAUGACCGUGUUCACCAUAAUAACAGCAUUUUAAAAAACAGCAUUUUAUACAUUCCUUCGCUCCUGACUGCAUGUGCGGUCAUAGAAAUAGAAUGAAUAGAACCGGCGUCCAUAUUCAAGUCAAUGAUGGCAUAAUGGGUGGACUGGUGGCCUUUGCGAGUGUACCCAUAGGAGCAAUGCAGGAGGUAAAAUGUGCUAAGAAAUGUGCUGUGAUUUGUUGAUUCAAAUCAACUGACAUUACAAAAACAUACAUCAGUUAACAUCAUCUGAAGGAAAUUAUUGCAUCACAAUACCAGGCAGCCAUUGUGAGUGUACCCAGGAGUUUACCUACCAGUCAAAUUACCAGAGUUUAUACUUGUCCGGUUUAUACUUGGUCUAACGACAUGUCUGUAGACAAUUAGAAUGCAACAAGUGUUGCUGGUCAAAACAACAUUUAAUUUAUAUCCGGUGGAAUGUCUGUAGACCGUUGCUGCGACUGUCAGUUUCCUUGUAGCACUGAAUGACCCAAUUUUAUUUCGUCACACUGUGGCAGUAGGUACUUUUCUGUAAGCUCGCCAUUACCUUGCAAAUAAUAAUGUUGUUGUGGGUUUAUGUUCCUGUAAUAAUGAAGAAAACUUAGCUAAAGUUAAGCCAUUGUCAUUAUUUGAACUAACUAGCUAGCAACGACCCAAAACAUUGUUUCGAAAAUUCCUAAUUCUAUGAUUCCAAGACCGUUCUAUUCAUUACAUUUCUAUGUGUGCUGCUGCUGCAUUGUGGGGGGAAUUAGCUCGACUCUGAAGACUCCUUUGCUUGUUUCAGCUAGGGGUGAACAACUCCAGGAUUUUUGGAGUUGUCUCCGACUGCUGUGGUGGGAGUCGAAGGAGUAGACUCUUGCUCGACUCCCAAAACACGCUGAAACGGCUGCACACACACACACACCACCUCAUUAUUGGAGAGUCCUACUAGGAAGUCUAAUUUCGUUUUCUAGAGAGGACUGGCAUGAGCAUGAUGCUGCCCACUUAUCUUAUAAAAAUACUUUUGUUUGAAUAUAGAAGGUGAUGUGUAGGAACUAGAAGGUGAUGUGUCAGUGAUAUUUCUGCUGUGCGCAGCCUUGACCGAGCCCAUGGGAUGAUGUGGUGCAUGCCGAUAAGCUUAUUCUUUGCUGUGUUAUAUAGCCCUAUCCAGACAGGACUAGUAUUACUAGAGACGUUGGUUAUGUAGGCAAAUUAUUAUCCAAGCAUGUGCAUUAUUCCAGAGGACAAUUCACACAGGAUUUGUUUUUUUUAUGACAGAAGCCUGGAGUGGAGGUUUUUAUUCUCGGCGUAAAUAUAUUGUCUUGACGAUAAUAGGCUACACAUAACUCGUGCUUGGCUGCCAAAUGUAUAAGUGACCCCAUAAUAUUUAAAUUGAGGAAGUGUGAUCAUAAAUCAUUAUUUAAGCGAUCCAUGAUAGAUGUCCCUCCUAAUAAAAAUGCCCCCCAUCCUGGUGAUUUGAGCUGCUGGACAGUAUUUGCACUUGAGAUGCGUUUAUGGAUGAGAAAGUGAACUUGCCAUUUAAAUUUUUUUUUAGCUCAGUGCGGAUUCGGGGAUGCCCUGCUUUGCAAUUUAUAGCUAGGACAUCAACAGCCAGAGUUUAAUUAAAUAAGCUAUAGGCAUAAUACUUUUUAUUGCACAUUUAGGUGUAAUUAAACUGAUGUAUUUGUAUUUAUUAGGGAUCCCCAUUAGCUGUUGCCAAGGCACCAAUAUCGUCCGCUAUUAUCCUCAGUAAUUUUUUCAUCCAGGAUAUCAAACCCCGGUGGCUUGUAAUUGUUGAUAGACAACCAUUUUUUUCAACUCUUCCACACUCACUUUUACGGAAUUCAAAAGUACGAUGCUUGUCUUUCAUAAUUUGGUCAGAUAUACUUGGAUGUAGUGUCAGCGUUUGUUGCUGGCAUUUCAUGCCUAAAUUUACUAAUCUUGCCAAUGAAAAAAUCACUAAAGUAGUUGGCAAUAUCAGUGGGUUUUGUGAUCAGAUUUUGUGAUUUUGCCAUCUGAUUCAAUGAAUGGAGCUAAGUUUGCCUUUUAGCCCAAAAUGUCAUUUAAGAUUUUUACUAUCAUUCUUUAUAUAAUGUAUUUUUGUUUCAUAGUAGGCUAUAGUUUCUUAUUUGUAUUUAGUUUAGUCACAAGAUUUCUCAAUUUGCAGUACCAAAUCGGUUGUGCUGCCAGACUUAUUUGCCAUUCCUUUUGCCUCAUCCCUCUCAACCAUACCAUUUUUCAACUCCUCAUCAAUCCAUGGAGAUUUAACAGUUUUUAACAGUCAUUUUCUUAAUGGGUGCAUGCUUAUUAGUAACUGGAAUAAGCAAUUUCAUAAAUGUGUCAAGUGCAGCGUCUGGUUGCUCCUCCUUACACACCACAAACCAGCAAAUAUUAUUUACAUCAUCAACAUAAGAAUCACUACAAAACUUAUUGUAUGACCUCUUAUAUACUAUAUUAGGCCCAGCCUUUGGAACUUUGGUUUUCCUAGAUAUGGCUACUAUAUUGUCAUCACUACAGCCUAUGGAUUUGGAUACCACUUUAAAGCAAAUUUCUGCAGCAUUAGUAAAGAUGUGAUCAACACAUAUUGAUGAUUUCAAUCCUUUGCUGUUUGUAACUACCUGGUAGGUUGACUGAUAACCUGAACCAGGUUGCAGGCACUGGUUAAAGUUUGCAGUUUUUUCUUGAGUGGGCAACUUGAUGAAAGCCAGUCAAUAUCUAAAAACCUCUCUGUUGAUAUCACAUACAUUAUCAAGCAUUUCACACAUAUUAUCCAGAUACUGACUGUUAGCACUUUAGCGAUGUUCAACUUCAAUUCACUGGCACAAUGUAGAAUAGUUUAGCAAUACGCCUACUCGUUGAUAGCCUAAUAUUUAUUUUAAUAUACUUUGUGAAUAUUUGAGGCACUGCAAGACAAGACAAUGCGAGAUAAAGAUUACCAAGUUAUAGCCUAUACGCACGGUUCCGACUGUCUGUCUGCCUGCCCCUCUCUCCCUCGCCUGCUCUUUCUCUUUGCUAUUAAUCUCAGAUUACAUUGCUAUGAAAGAUGGGAGUAUGUGUUUUGUCUUCGGUCUGUUGUGUGUAGAAUAGCUUAGCCUUCUCAUUGAUAGCCCCUACCUGAUAGCCCCUGAUCAUUGCAUUCAUUUGCUUAGCCUAUUAUUAGACCAUAAACGAGGUGGAGAUGGAGCUGAAACACUGGAAUCCUCUUCUCACAGGGCAUCUUUCAUUCGAGGGAAUUUCAGACUCAAACUGGUUUCCCAUUUUUGGCCCAAUGUAAACCUAGACCCAAAUGUGUCAUUUGCCACUGUCCAAUGAGAUAGUUUGAGAGUUGAGACAAACAUAGUUUUAUUUUCCUGAUUGAUGAUAUUACUUUAGAGUCCACUGCCCGAGUCUGUAUUGCUGAUGACUGGCCAGUGAACCCUCAGUAAAUAAGCAUACUGGUUUGCUUUUAAUGAUCUGUUAUCCGUUAUAUAUUAGCUUUCCAGUAGGAAAUGAAAUUAAACACCCCUAUGCUCGUUAACAUAGUCAGACCAGACAGUUCCUCUGACUGAGGCAUUUGGGAGAUUGUGGUGUGAGGACUUGGCGGAGUUCAGCCUGGCAUUAAUGGUAGUAAUGGAGCGUUCGGACCCCUUCACAACAGCACGUCCCCAGUUUUCACUCGGGGCUAGGUUCUACACAUUGACUUUCUUUCACUGAGCAAAACCAGAUUGCUUUGAGUUACAGGGGCAGCACUUAGACAUCAACUGAUGAAGAGUGUCUUCGUCCAGGGUGUGUGUUCACUGUCACUGUAUUAUAGCUGGCGAUAUAUGGCUAGUAUAUUUGAUUGUUAAGCAAAGAAUGAGAACUUCCAGGACUCACAGAAUGCAGUUUCUUCCUAACCCUUUGCGCUCCCUCUGCUGUCCUCAGUUGUGAAAGCAUGAGGCUUUCUACAGUUUUAUACUCUGGCAACAUCAAAAGGAAAAGCAGUUAUGAAGAUUUAAUGUCCAAUAAUAAAAUGCAAAAACAAAAGCAGCAUAAAGUGACCACUGUGGAAAACUAAGCUGUGAGAAGAUACUGUAUCUACUUCCAAAUCACAUUGAAUCUCACACAACCAAGAGUAGGAUGCAAAGUUUGCAUUGAUGAUUUGACUGACCAAACUUGUCUCUCUCUUACACAGGUAUCGCAAUCCCCAUUCCCAUCAAGGGGCUGAGAAACUACCAUCUUCCAAACAAUGUUACCUUUAACAGCAACCACACCUGCCUAUUGAAACCAGACAGCUUCCGAGAGUUCAUCAUGUUUGGCUCCAUGACAGCUUUUUUCAUCCCUUUAACCAUCAUGAUGGUCAUCUACCUGCUCACCAUUCAGGUGUUGCGCAAGAAAGCUUUUCUGCUCAGGUCAAAGGUCACCCAGCGUUUCACUCGCCCAACCGUCUCCACAGUCUUCCAGAGGGAGCAGUCCAUGGCCUCUCCCACAACUGAGAAACUGCCGGGAAACCCCACCUCUCCCACCAACCCCAUCACAAGUGACGAGAUCCCCAUCCGUCGCAUGUCCACCCUGGGCAAGAAGUCCAUGCAAAACCUGACCAAUGAGCAGCGUGCCUCCAAGGUGCUGGGCAUCGUCUUCCUGCUGUUUGUGGUCAUGUGGUGCCCAUUCUUCAUCACUAACAUCACCUCUGUGCUUUGUGCCAGCUGCGACGUCCAUGUGAUCGGCAGUCUGAUGGAGAUCUUUGUGUGGGUGGGCUAUGUGUCAUCAGGUAUCAACCCGCUGGUCUACACCCUCUUUAACAAGACCUUCCGCCAGGCCUUCACACGCUACAUCACCUGUAACUACAGCAGCAUCAGUAAUGGGCCAGCCAGCCAUACAAGAGAACAGCAUUUCUGUAGGAAUCUGACACGGAUCUCCUUCCGUUCAUCUGUGGCGGAGAACUCUAAGCUGUUCAUGAAGCGGGGAAUGAAGAACGGCAUCGGGCCGGUGAGCUAUCAGAGUCAACUGAGCCGUCGGCAAGCACCAAUGCAGUCAUCUAGCAGCGUUCUCCUGGACACUCUGCUCCUUACCGAAAAUGAGGAUUGCAAACCCGAAGAGCAUGUCAGUUACUUGUAG
Messenger RNA from Coregonus sp. 'balchen', 13536 nucleotides. NCBI's taxonomy places the organism in Eukaryota, Metazoa, Chordata, Actinopteri, Salmoniformes, Salmonidae. The record is from the annotation of a GenBank genome assembly.